Molecule: messenger RNA, 2262 nt
Organism: Bipolaris victoriae FI3
Lineage: Eukaryota; Fungi; Ascomycota; Dothideomycetes; Pleosporales; Pleosporaceae
Exons: 4
Coding region: 1-2262 (753 amino acids)
Biological process (GO): phospholipid biosynthetic process
Cellular component (GO): endoplasmic reticulum membrane
Molecular function (GO): glycerol-3-phosphate O-acyltransferase activity; glycerone-phosphate O-acyltransferase activity
Source: RefSeq, a predicted model, not a curated record
AUGGCGACCGAAAAGAGAGAUGCAAAAGGCAAGAAGCUCGCCGUCAUGAACAAGUAUGUCUACGAUGCCUUUUUGUGGACAUUCUCGAUUCUGGUCGAGCUCUUCUUCCGAGAAGUCCAUCCCAGGAGUAGCUGGAAGGUGCCAAAAGAGGGCCCCGUCAUUUUCGUGUGCGCCCCGCAUGCAAAUCAGUUCGUAGACCCUCUCAUGUUGAUGCGAGUUGUGAAGAAGGAAUCGGACCGCCGUAUACAAUUUCUGAUCGCUGAGAAGUCCAUGAAACGCAAGUUUGUCGGCGCAAUGGCUAGCCUGACGGGUGUUGUGCCCGUGGGACGAGCUAUGGACAUGACCAAGCCAGCAAAGGGCAAAAUCUAUCUCCCAGAUCCCAUAAAUGACCCCACUCUCGUUCGAGGUGUAGAUACAAACUUUGAAGACAAGCUGUUCCAGGUUGGUGGUUCGCUCGUUCUUCCAAAAGUAGACAACAAGGCAGCGACUGCAGAGAUUCUUGAGAUCAAAGGCCCGGAAGAGAUUCGGCUGAAGCGUCCCUUUAAAGGAGGUGUCGCAAUGCAGCAACUGACUGGACGCAACGACAUGACCAAAGACGGCACAUUUGUUGGCGGAGCCGACGCGAAAAAGGGAAUUGCUGAUGGCUACGAAGGAACGUCGUUUCAGGUUGCGCCCAAACUCGAUCAAACCGAGGUCUAUGACGCUGUACAUGCGGUUCUGCACCACGGCGGGAGCAUUGGUAUCUUUCCGGAGGGUGGUAGCCAUGACCGUACCGAUCUUCUGCCUCUAAAAGCUGGUGUCGCCAUCAUGGCUCUUGGCACAGUCGCAACCAAGCCGGACUGCAAUCUGAACAUUAUUCCUGUUGGCAUGAACUACUUUCACGCUCACAAGUUUCGUUCAAGGGCCGUUAUCGAGUUUGGAACGCCAAUCCAUGUCCCGCCAGAGCUUGCUAAGAAGUUUGAUGGGCCUGGAAGACGAGAAGCAAUUGGCGAGAUGCUUGAGACUAUUCGACAGGGUCUCAUUGGCGUCACCGUUACAACACCUGACUACGAUACACUCAUGGUCAUCCAGGCCGUCCGUCGUCUUUACAACUCAAAGGGAACGAAACUGCCAUUGCCCAGGGUUGUCGAGUUGAACCGACGCCUUGUCCAAGGAUAUGAGCGCUACAAGGAUGAUCCUCGUGUCGUGGAACUCAAGAAAGAGGUCACAACAUACAACAGAAAACUCAAAGCGCUUGGCCUCCGGGACCACCAAGUUCAGUAUGCAAAGAUGCAUCCGAUCAAAGCCGCAGGUCUCUUCGUCUACCGCCUUGCAAAGCUCAUUUUCUUGAGUUUGCUCGUCCUUCCUGGAACGAUACUCUUCAGUUUAGUUUUCAUUGUUACCAAGGUUGUCUCUGUGAAGAAAGCAAAAGAGGCGCUUGCCGCUUCAAAUGUCAAGGUUCAAGCCAGAGACGUCAUGGCUACGUGGAAGCUUCUUGUUGCCAUGGCAGCCGCACCAGCCUCUUAUGCAUGGUAUGUAUGUCUCGGGCUCUAUUGGUACUCGUACAACAACUGUAACGGAUACCUUCCCGCUGGUAUUCCAAAGCGCUGGCUCAUUCUCCCACAACUUGUUGUAUACAUCACAGUCACUUACGGCGCUCUCCGUUUCGGUGAAGUCGCCAUGGACAUUCUCAAAUCUCUUGGUCCUCUCUGGAAGAUGAUGAACCCUUUUUCGAACAGUGAACUCGUCAGGCUCCAGGAGCGCCGCGAAAAUCUUGCCAAACAGGUCAACGAUCUCAUCAACGAACUUGGCCCAGAGAUGUAUGACGACUUCCACUCGAAGCGCAUCAUUGAAGACCCCUUUAUCCGAGGAGACAAGAACGAGCGUCCUCGUACCCCGCCAGUCAAGUCUGAUGAAGACGCUCGGAUAGAGGCUGGCCAGGAUAUCGAAACGUACGACUACCCCGCCUCACCGGGUUCCAUGAAUGAAAUACCACGCAACGAAUCGUUCCACGACCUGGCAAAUCAGGACUUCUUUUCUAGUAGGCCGCAGACGCCCAAGAAAAGCCAUAGUAGGAGUAAUAGUAGCAUGAAUCUGGGUGGGUUCCAGCUCAAGCCAUUUAGCACUAUUGAUGGAAACAUUGAAGAGGUGAAGAGGAGGCUGACUGAUGGUGUCAAAGUAAGGAGGGGAAAGAGACGAAGCAGUGGGGAGGGAAGCUAUGAUGAUGGUGACGACGAAGAGCCGCUCAUGAUGGGCCAAAAGGGACGGUCGUUUACAAAGUAA